Clonostachys byssicola is the source of this 1110-nucleotide messenger RNA. NCBI's taxonomy places the organism in Eukaryota, Fungi, Ascomycota, Sordariomycetes, Hypocreales, Bionectriaceae. The record is from the annotation of a GenBank genome assembly.
AUGAGCUCGUACAGCAGUUCACAGAGUUCAGAGGCGAUAGACCUCGAGGUAUUUGGAAACUUUGACAACUCGGGCACUCCAGACGAGAUGCGUUCGGGAUACAAAGUGCCCCCCAUCAAGGGCUACAACCAUCUCUUCAAGCUUCUCGAAGGGAAUGAAGAGCUCGAGAACACUCCUGUCCGGACAGAAGUGUUUUCUGGAACAAUUCGACAACACAACUUCAUCACUAAAGGUGAAGUGAUUCGCAAGCAGGGCCGAACAAUCGGCAAGGUUGGCCGCGUCUCUAUCUGUAGAGACCAGAAGAGUCUUCUCCCUGGCGUCCUCAGUAUCAAAAAGGACGAAUACCAAGUCCUCGACAGCGAGGCCAGAGACCGACUUGGAAUGUUUCUCCAAGUCUACUGCCCCGAGAGAGCCGAUUGGGUGAUCACCGACAACCAAGAGACAUCCAUCGACACAUUCACCGACCGCACUCUGGAGCUCACUCAACCCAUCUCCGAGGAGCUGACUCUCCUUCCCAACCGCCUCCAGAGACUCUCCGAUUUUUUCUACGAGCCCAAUAUCAGCAAGGCCGAGUACCUCCUUGUGUCCCGGGUGAUUCAAGUCCAGGCCCAUCGCGCCGCGGAGCUCGUCGACACCGUCUGCAAACUCCUACAGCCUAACGAAUCAAGAGCCCAGAGUCCCAGAUCCAUGGACGAGCGCCCCCGCGAGCAGCCUCCCCAAGGAAAUCGGGAGAAAACAGAUCAAACUGCGAGACUGAUGGAGCAUCAGAUGGAGGAGAUGCGGCGCCACCACGAAGUGUACCAGGAGCUUCUAGAUGACAGCACCCGCUCUGCCGAGAGUGUCACCGAGCGUCUCUCCACCGUCGCCGACAGAGUCGAGUCAUUCAUCCGCGGGGCCGAUAUGGAUCAGGUCCAACGCAUCCGCCAGCUUGAGAACAUCUCCAUGCUCGUCACGCGCAUGGUGGACAGAGACCUCCCACAACAGACGCCGGAGUCCACUCCCGCCAAGAAGCGUCUGCGGUCUGAAUCUCCGGGCAUCUCAGAUGAAGACCCGUCCGACUAUACGGAUGGCUCUGCCUCCGAGCGAUCACACAAGCGUGCCAAGCAUUAA